This is a messenger RNA of Drosophila guanche, 5869 nucleotides long. It is a transcript of the gene eag, whose product is annotated as potassium voltage-gated channel protein eag. Gene Ontology annotation, cellular component: membrane. Lineage: Eukaryota; Metazoa; Arthropoda; Insecta; Diptera; Drosophilidae. The transcript is spliced from 18 exons. Gene Ontology annotation, molecular function: voltage-gated potassium channel activity. The record is from RefSeq and is a predicted model, not a curated record. The coding region runs from base 54 to 3923 and encodes 1289 amino acids. Gene Ontology annotation, biological process: regulation of membrane potential; potassium ion transmembrane transport.
GUGCAGUGUCGAGCGGUGCGACGAGUGGCGCAGCGUAGCGUGUAGGCGGCAAAAUGCCUGGCGGACGACGUGGACUGGUUGCGCCACAAAACACAUUCCUCGAGAACAUCAUCCGGCGCUCCAAUUCGCAGCCGGACAGCUCGUUUCUUUUGGCCAACGCACAAAUCGUCGACUUUCCGAUCGUCUACUGCAAUGAGUCCUUCUGCAAGAUCAGUGGCUACAAUCGGGCCGAGGUCAUGCAGAAGUCCUGCAGGUAUGUAUGCGGCUUCAUGUACGGCGAGCUGACAGACAAGGAGACGGUGGGACGGCUGGAGUAUACGCUGGAGAACCAGCAGCAGGAUCAAUUCGAAAUAUUGCUCUACAAGAAAAACAAUGUGCAGUGUGGCUGUGCCCUCUCACAGUUUGGCAAGGCGCAAACACAAGAGACCCCACUAUGGCUGCUGCUGCAGGUGGCGCCCAUACGCAACGAGAGGGAUCUGGUUGUGCUCUUCCUGUUGACAUUCCGGGACAUAACGGCCCUCAAGCAGCCCAUCGACAGCGAGGACACCAAGGGAGCGGUUAAUCUAUUUUUGCCAGUUUUAGGUCUCUCCAAGUUCGCCAAGUUGGCUCGCUCGGUGACGCGAAGCCGCCAAUUCAGCGCCCAUCUGCCCACGCUGAAGGAUCCCACAAAGCAGUCCAAUCUGGCGCAUAUGAUGUCACUGAGCGCGGAUAUUAUGCCACAGUACCGACAGGAAGCGCCGAAGACGCCGCCACACAUACUCUUGCAUUAUUGUGCAUUUAAAGCAAUUUGGGACUGGGUGAUAUUGUGUUUAACAUUUUAUACCGCCAUCAUGGUGCCAUACAAUGUAGCGUUUAAAAAUAAAACCUCAGAGGAUGUUUCCCUUCUCGUGGUCGACUCGAUAGUCGAUGUUAUAUUCUUUAUAGAUAUUGUUUUAAACUUCCACACCACAUUCGUGGGGCCGGGCGGUGAGGUGGUCAGCGAUCCGAAGGUGAUACGAAUGAACUACCUCAAGUCGUGGUUCAUUAUCGAUCUGCUCAGCUGCCUGCCGUAUGAUGUCUUCAAUGCGUUCGACCGGGACGAGGAUGGCAUCGGGUCGCUGUUCAGCGCCCUCAAGGUGGUGCGCCUGCUGCGCCUGGGCCGUGUGGUGCGCAAGCUCGACCGCUACCUCGAGUAUGGUGCUGCCAUGCUGAUCCUGUUGCUCUGCUUCUACAUGCUGGUGGCCCACUGGCUGGCCUGCAUCUGGUACUCGAUUGGGCGCAGCGAUGCGGACAAUGGGAUCCAAUACAGCUGGCUGUGGAAGCUGGCGAAUGUGACGCAGUCUCCGUACUCGUACAUCUGGAGCAACGACACGGGGCCAGAGCUGGUGAAUGGGCCGUCGAGGAAGAGCAUGUAUGUGACGGCCCUGUACUUCACCAUGACCUGCAUGACCUCGGUUGGCUUUGGCAAUGUCGCCGCGGAGACAGACAACGAGAAGGUGUUCACCAUCUGCAUGAUGAUCAUUGCAGCUCUGCUGUAUGCCACAAUCUUUGGUCAUGUGACCACAAUCAUACAGCAGAUGACCUCGGCGACGGCCAAGUACCACGACAUGCUGAACAACGUGAGGGAGUUCAUGAAGUUGCACGAGGUGCCCAAGGCACUCAGUGAGCGAGUGAUGGACUACGUCGUCUCCACGUGGGCCAUGACCAAGGGUCUGGACACCGAGAAGGUACUAAACUAUUGUCCGAAAGAUAUGAAGGCUGACAUAUGUGUUCAUCUAAAUCGCAAAGUAUUUAACGAGCAUCCGGCAUUUCGUCUGGCCUCGGAUGGUUGUCUCCGGGCUUUAGCGAUGCACUUCAUGAUGUCCCAUUCGGCGCCAGGAGAUCUGCUCUACCACACCGGCGAGAGCAUCGACAGUCUCUGCUUCAUAGUGACGGGCAGCCUGGAGGUGAUACAGGACGAUGAGGUUGUGGCAAUACUGGGCAAAGGCGACGUCUUCGGUGAUCAAUUCUGGAAGGACUCGGCCGUUGGCCAGAGCGCGGCCAAUGUGCGCGCUCUGACCUAUUGUGAUUUGCAUGCCAUCAAACGUGAUAAAUUGCUCGAAGUCCUCGAUUUCUAUUCGGCAUUUGCGAAUAGCUUUGCACGCAAUCUGGUGCUCACCUACAAUCUCAGACAUCGACUGAUUUUUCGCAAGGUGGCCGAUGUGAAGCGCGAAAAAGAAUUGGCCGAACGGCGUAAGAACGAGCCGCAAUUGCCCCAGAAUCAGGACCAUCUCGUGCGCAAGAUCUUCUCCAAGUUCCGCCGCACGCCCCAGGUUCAAGCUGGCAGCAAGGACAUUGUCGGUGGCGGCACGGGCUCAGGCCAGAGCGAUGUCGAGAAAGGUGACGGCGAGGUGGAACGCGUUAAGAAGCUACCAGCCAAACUGACAUUAACCGAGGACUCACGCAUCCUAACGACCGCCGCCGUACCAUCACCAUCGCCAUCACCCUCGCCCUCAUCGGGUCCACCAUCUGCGCGGAGUACCCGUGCCAGCAAGUGGGGACGCCUUCUGGGCAGUUCAAGCGUCGAUUCAGCUAGCGACACCAGCGCCAAGGUAGCCGUCUCGAGAAGUUUGAGCGCCCGCGAGAGUCUCCGUGAGAGCACCGCCCAGGCGCGGCAGAGUAGUACUUCGAGUAGCAAUGGUGGACAAGGCAACAAACAUUUACAAUUAAGCAAAGUUUUCCCAAAGGCGCCCAAGCUGCAGGCGAGCCAAGCGACGCUCGCUCGCCAGGACACCAUCGACGAGGGCGGCGAGGUGGACUCCUCUCCGCCCAGUCGCGACAGCCGUGUGGUCAUCGAUGGAGGCGCAGCCUCCACAGCCACCGUCGGAGCUCCUGCUGCGGCGGCAGGAACAGCAGCGGCAGCAGCAGCGUCAGGAGGUGUCGCGCCAGUCGCAGGCCCGGGCUCAUCCGGCGGAGCAGGCGGAGGCACUGGAGCCGUGACGGCUCUGGUGAAGGGAGAGCGAAAUCUGGCCCUGGAGCGAGAGCGCCAGAUCGAGAUGGCCAGCUCGCGGGCCACCACCUCGGAUACGUAUGACACGGGCCUGCGCGAGACGCCGCCCACGCUGGCGCAGCGAGAUCUCAUCGCCACCGUCCUGGACAUGAAGGUGGAUGUGCGGCUAGAGCUGCAGCGCAUGCAGCAGCGAAUAGGCCGCAUCGAGGAUCUGCUGGGCGAGCUGGUGAAGCGGCUUGGGCCGCAGCAGGGCGACAACAGCAGCGGCCAGACGACGCCCGGCGACGAGAUCUGUGCGGGCUGCGGUGCGAGCGGCGUCGCGGCAGGACCAGGGGCUGCAACUGGGUCGGGCUCGCCCACAACCCCGGCGACAGUGACGGUAACCACGCCCGUGGACACUGUGAUAACCAUCUCAUCCCCAACGUCAGCAGCGGGACCAGGGGCUGGAGCUGGAGCUGGCGCUGGCGCUGGCGCUGGCAGCGGUCUACUAAAUCCAGGUGCCCCGGUUGUGUCGAGCGCGGGAGGCAACGGCCUGGGGCCACUGAUGCUCAAGAAGCGACGCUCGAAGAGCAGGAAAGCACCGGCGCCUCCUAAGCAGACACUCGCCUUGGUCGGCGCGUCAGCCUCAACGACCACAACUCUGACGGGCGCCGCUGGAUCUGGUACGACGAGCGUGGCAGCGUCAGCAUCACCUGCAGCAGGGGCAGGCUCUCCCAGUGGUGCCUGCCCCACGGAGCUGCUGCACCUGCGCCUGCUCGAGGAGGACUUUACGGCGGCCCAGCUACCGCCGCCGUCGACGCCGGCAGCCACGACUCCAACAUCGCUGGCCACGCCCCCAGGCAGCGGCACGCCAGCGGCUGGCAGUGCCGCCACCUCGCCCACGGGGCCGCCACCCACGCUGCCCACGCCCACAGGCAGCAGCGGUCCAAGGAGCGGCAAGCGAGAGUUCCUCUAGCCCAAGAUUCUAUUGAGGCAUCAGUCUUCGGCUUCGGCUUCGGCUUCGGCUUCGAGCUCGGCUUUAGCUUCAGCUUCCGCGGAGAGCAGCAGCAGCAGCAUGGAGCCAUAAAGUGGAGAGGGAGAGCAAUCCGCAAUCCCCGCCAUUGGCUUAGUUAGAGACUAAAUUCUAGUAUAUAUAUUAAGAUGAUAAUGCUGUAACCUGUAACCUCAAGAGCUAGACUAACCUACAAACAAAUGCUCACAGCUCCAACAUGAAUCUAUCUGUCUCUCUCGCGCUAAUUCUAUCUCUCUGUCUCUCUCGAUAUAAGAAUAUCCUCUCUCUCUCUCUCGCUUACACACACACACACACACACACACACACACUGAAUGGAAGUGCUCGAUACUUGAUAUUCGAUACUUUUAGCCCAUUAGCCGAUCCGCGAUGAUUAGCCAUAGCGAUAGGCAUAGAGACUAGAGUUAAUGACUACGAUUAAGGCAAAGCAUAUUGCUUACGAUUUUGCUACAUUUACUGCAAUUAUUUACCUUUAUAUACACGGAUAUACUAGAGAGGGAUACUACGUAGAUGAAACGUCACAGGAUAGACCAGAUGAUUACGGUUAGUUGUACAUAUAUAGAGAUGGAUUUAACUUUGUGAUAACUGCUGAAGUGAGAGGCGACGAAGUGAGUGUGAAAAGAUCGAACCAGAUGCCCGUGAAUUGUACAUAGCAUAGCAUCCCAUACCUAUCCAUAGUCAUAGUCCAGCAGCACCUGCACACAACACCUGCACACCCCAGAGAGAGCUGGAUUGAUUGUACAUGUACAUACUCGAGUGGGUAUCUAGCCCGUCCUGUAGCUUAACGAAACGCAGCACUCGCACCACUCGCUUGGCUUUGCCCCGGUCACGGCCCCCAACUAGAAGGUGGAGCUACACUCACCAAAAAACCAACACUAACAAAAUAAGUUGCGACAAUCGACAGACCUAAGACGAGAAAAUAAGAAACUACAUUUUAAACUCUUAAAACUAACAAGAAAAAAGAACAAGAAAGCAGAAACAUUUGUAUAGAGCUUGUAAAUACUUGUUAAUGCUCUUCGUAAGCACUACCCACUUCACCCACAACCUACACACAUAUUUUGUGAUACAAAUUAGCUGAAAAUAGUACCCAAAAAAAUAAAUGUAUUUGUUAACGCUUUUAUGCCCGAAGUGCAAGUGCAAAGGAAGAGUUGUUAGCGAGUCAUGCUGGAUACGCGCAUGUGGCAUAAGGCCAACUACAAUAUAGAAUGGUAGUACGGAUGAAGAUACAAAUAUACAAAUACUUAUAGAGGUGUCUCCUGAGCAGUUGAAGAGGCAAAGGUUUCAUUACGUUUAAGUCGCCGGCGUCGCAGUUCGUUCUGUUCCUGUUUGAGGUUCGAUUUUGCAUAGAGAUCUAUAGGGCAGCAGUAGCCCUGAUCCCUGAUCCCUGAUCCCUGAUACGAACUGUCUUCCUGCAAUUGCUGUAGGUCCGUGGGUAUUGGGGGGUAUUGGGCUGUCUGCUGCAACUACGAUGCUCGUAAUAGUUACUUAGUUUUAGUGUGAUUAGUAGUUUUGUUCGAUUACUUCGACAGCAUUUUAAAUCUGAAAUCAUCAAAUCAAAAAGCAAUUCAAGUGGUAUUACAUUUUGACUAACCAACACACCUACACCUACACACACACACACACACACACACGCAUAUACAUAUAUAUAGUUCAAAUACUCCAAAAUGAAUCAAAAAAUGUAAGUAGGAAUAGCAGAAAACCAAUUUGUUGCAUACGCUUAGGGCGCCCAUUUCUAGUCAAAAGUUGAACGAAUGUUGGCCACAGCGGGGUCCAACUGUACAUAGAUUUUUUUUUAUAUAUAAUCAUAGAUAUUUGUAAAGACUAAACAUUUAUUAUUAGGCAAAACAGAACUAACUAGAAGCAGCUGGAUAGGAAAGGAAAGGAAAGUGAAG